Exophiala oligosperma is the source of this 2463-nucleotide messenger RNA. RefSeq lists its product as uncharacterized. Gene Ontology annotation, biological process: protein phosphorylation; intracellular signal transduction. Gene Ontology annotation, molecular function: ATP binding; protein serine/threonine kinase activity. The transcript is spliced from 2 exons. The record is from RefSeq and is a predicted model, not a curated record. Bases 226 to 2304 code for a protein of 692 amino acids. Lineage: Eukaryota; Fungi; Ascomycota; Eurotiomycetes; Chaetothyriales; Herpotrichiellaceae. Gene Ontology annotation, cellular component: cytoplasm.
GUCACUUCACAACAAAUGCGCAUUCUAUCCUUCACCACCACAUCCUUCCACAGCGACAGAGAAUGUCUGCUGACAAGCUAGCACCGACUGAUCCACUGUUCCUGUCUAACCAAAUUAUGAGUCUUCACAGCGCCGCCUCGCCUGUCCCAUGCGCCCGCUAGUGAAGCAGACACCACGCUCAGGGCAUCACUUGUCGUCUCACCUUUUCCCUCCUUCUCACGCAUCAUGGCAGACCCGCGGGUCGUGUCACAGAAGCACCCUCGACCCCAGUCUCGGUCUCAAGAUGUGCAUGACAACCUGAGCGAGUCGCGUUUCCCCCAGAACCAAGGAAAAGAGUCGGAGGCGGGGGCUCAAGAUCGCUUUCUGUUGACACCACCGGCACACACCUCUCAUGUCGAUCCUAUGCAACAGGCCAUCUUCCACAACAAUAUCCGUGCUUCUCAGGCAAAUCAACAUGCCCCAUUCCCCAGUGCACAAUUGUCAACUUCCCCAGAACGCUAUCAAACCAUCCCUCAUGAGGCGGCGAUCCUGCUCGGUGGCUUGCAUAUUCGGACAGAUGGCAACAAUGCCAUGAAUCGGUCGAACUCAGGACACUCGAUAGACUCUGACUCGCGCUUAAGAUCGAGUUCCUCUGCUUCAAGCCUUCCUCUCCGACAUCCGAGCAUUCGAGCACAUCUCCAUUCGUCUGCGGGCUCUGUCUCUCCGGGAACGAGUAUCUCCUCUCCACAAAUUGCUGCCAUGCUGGAUAUCACACCCCUACCUUCUCCGACCAUCGGUACGUUCGAGUCAUUGAGAGCGCUGUCGAGAACUCGAUCCCGUGGCUCCUCGAUCUCUUCUUUGAAAUCUACAAAGGCAGAGUCUUCGGCUUCCCCUGCUGCUGCUGCUGCUGCUACGGCUGUCUUGUCACCUACUUCACCCCGCCGGAAAGGAUAUGGUGUACUCAGAUCUCCCCCGAAAUCAAACUUGUCCGAUGAGCAGGGUAUUUCGAGUGAAGAGUCGCAUCCUAGAAGUGUAAGCGACUAUGUCCCGGAGGCCUUAGCAGUCCCGAAACCUCGAUAUGUGGCUGUAUCGACCACUGGCCCGCCCUCUGGCCUGACGGACACUCCCAUGCAUCGUGAAGAAUUCAUCGGCCCCGACAGGAGAACCACCAAAUCUCAUGCCAGACCGACGACCCCACCACCGAUUACCCCUACAACUGAGCCUAUCGAUGAAGAUGAACCAGCGGCCAAGCGUCCCCGAUUGGAGGUUUUCCACGCGAAGAGCAUCACUACUGGGGAGCCGAGAUCUUAUGAAGCGAUCCGUAUCCUUGGUCAGGGAACGUUCAGCAAGGUCUAUCUGGCAGUGCGAUUGAUUCAUAAAGAUCGACAAGACAGUGUUGAUUAUCGGCAAGAGAGCAUGAAUAUGGCUGGAGUCAAGGCCCGAUCUCGAAGACUGGUGGCUGUGAAGGUAGUUGAACAUGGACCUGCUGGUGGUGCAGAUGCCGACCGAAUCGAGAUUGGGCUGAAGCGAGAAGUGGACAUUCUCAACGCUAUUCAACAUCCCUCUUUGGUCCAUUUGAAAGCCUUUGGAACCGACGGGCGUGCGCGAGCUCUGCUGGUCAUGAAUUACUGUCCUGGUGGAGAUCUAUUUGAGGUUGCUACCAAAUACCGAGAGGUUCUGGUUCCAGCACUUGUGCGAAGAAUUUUCGCCGAGCUUGUUUCAGCCGCACGAUAUCUUCAUCAGAAGUUCGUUGUGCACCGAGACAUCAAGUUGGAAAACGUGCUGCUCAAUAUUCCAGUGCGAGUACACUCCGAUGUCGAGGAUUGGCAGACACUAGACCGUGCUGUGGUGACUUUGACUGAUAUGGGUCUGUCGCGGCGGAUACCUGAGCCACCAGAGAGCCCGCUACUAAGCACCAGAUGCGGGAGUGAAGAUUAUGCUGCUCCGGAAAUCUUGAUGGGCCAGCCAUACGAUGGCCGCCAGACGGACGCAUGGGCUUUGGGUGUUCUUUUAUAUGCACUGAUGGAAGGUCGCUUGCCCUUUGACCCCCUGCCUGGUGCGAGAGGAGAUCCAGCCACCUUGAGAGCGCGCACACCUCACCGAAUCGCACGAUGUGAAUGGGCUUGGGUCAAAUACGGAGACGAGGACGGGAAUUGGGAUCCUGAAAAGGGAAAGGAGUUCAAUGGGGCGGAACUAUGUGUGGACGCGCUCUUGAAACGAAACACACGGCGGAAACCACUGGCCGAGAUCCGUGAGAUGCCUUGGGUCAAGGACGGAAUUCAAGUCGACGGAGGCCUUAGAUGGGUCGAAGAGGAGAGGCUGUAACAACAACAUAGUGACGAGAAAUGUCUUUCUGUGGUAUGAGCCUGUAUUAUGUCUUGAAACGCGCGAUAGACGGACCAGGGUUUGGUAAAUCGCUGAUACGGGAUUGGUUAAGAUCGUGAUUCAUCCGACUGCCGAGGAAAAAGGGUGCUCGGAUUUAUU